AUGUCUCCUAUCAAAUGGCGAUUCGUGCGGCAAUGGAGCUUAGAGACUCCAUUUUCGAGAGUACAGCCCAUCGGCUGUCUUAAGUCAUAUGUGAACGGAAUGUGGGACCUACACCAUCACCUUCUCAGUAGGCUGGAUUCCCUUGUUAUUCUCUCAUCUUUUGCCAGUGUGGCUAGCUCUCCGGGUCAGUCCAACUAUACGGCCGGAAACACCUUCCAUGACGAGCUGGCCAAAUACCGACUCAGGCAGAGAGAAAAUGCAGUAUCCCUGGACUUCACUUCUCGAUACCAUAUUCUUGUUUCUCAAGAAAAGCCUUUGACAUUCCUCCACUCCUACCACCAUGGAGCGACUGCCAUCCUGUUCCACCUUGUCACCUACAGCAAGGACGGCAAGCCUCCCAGCACCCGCCGAACCCUCCGACACAUGUUCCAAGCAGAGGUAAACCCCAAGGCGACGGGCAUCCAGACCGUCAAUGCCUCGGUUCGAGCCCGAAAACUUCAGGUGUAA
This is a messenger RNA of Aspergillus pseudonomiae, 507 nucleotides long. Its product is annotated as KR domain-containing protein. The transcript has 3 exons. Gene Ontology annotation, molecular function: fatty acid synthase activity. The coding region runs from base 1 to 507 and encodes 168 amino acids. The record is from RefSeq and is a predicted model, not a curated record. Gene Ontology annotation, biological process: fatty acid biosynthetic process; secondary metabolite biosynthetic process. NCBI's taxonomy places the organism in Eukaryota, Fungi, Ascomycota, Eurotiomycetes, Eurotiales, Aspergillaceae.